Staurois parvus is the source of this 304-nucleotide messenger RNA. NCBI's taxonomy places the organism in Eukaryota, Metazoa, Chordata, Amphibia, Anura, Ranidae. The record is from the annotation of a GenBank genome assembly.
UACAGGAGAUGACCAGAGACUGCGGACAGUACAGUACAGGAGAUGACCAGAGACUGCGGACACAGUACAGGGAUGACCAGAGACUGCGGACACAGUACAGGGAUGACCAGAGACUGCGGACACAGUACAGGGAUGACCAGAGACUGCGGACACAGUACAGGAGAUGACCAGAGACUGCAGACACAGUACAGGGAUGACCAGAGACUGCGGACAGCACAGGGAUGACCAGAGACUGCGGACAGCACAGGGAUGACCAGAGACUGCGGACAGCACAGGGAUGACCAGAGACUGCGGACAGCACAGG